Corylus avellana is the source of this 1324-nucleotide messenger RNA. Its product is annotated as nuclear transcription factor Y subunit B-3. Gene Ontology annotation, cellular component: nucleus; CCAAT-binding factor complex. Gene Ontology annotation, molecular function: protein heterodimerization activity; DNA-binding transcription activator activity, RNA polymerase II-specific; RNA polymerase II cis-regulatory region sequence-specific DNA binding. Gene Ontology annotation, biological process: regulation of transcription by RNA polymerase II. The record is from RefSeq and is a predicted model, not a curated record. Lineage: Eukaryota; Viridiplantae; Streptophyta; Magnoliopsida; Fagales; Betulaceae.
UCUAACGGACCCAACUCAUUCGCUCCUAAACUCUCUCACUGUCUCUCUCUCCCUCUGUCCCUCUCUCUCUCUCUCUGCGUGCCGGCCGAUCAACUCCGAUUCAUUUCUCAAUCUCCUAUAAGAGCCGACACCCUAACUUUCGGGAGAUUUCGUUCCAAAUCCAAAGUUUUGAGCUUUAUGAAUCAAAACCGUAGGUUCUUCUUCCUUUGUUUCCGAAAUUCUCUUCCGAGUCACCGAAUUCGAAUUCCUCAGCUCAAAUUCAUCGACUUUCCCGCCAUUAAUUCUCAUUCUUGUAGAAGAAGAAGAAGAGAAACUUGCAAAUCCUUUCCUUGAAGAACUUGCAAAUCGUUGUUCAAAUUGCUUAAAUAUGUGAAAAUUUUCUUCAAGCACAUUAAAAAUUCCAACUAAAAAAAGUCUUCCAUUUCAGAGCAAAAUCUGUCGGAUCAAAACUUUAAAUUUCCACUCAUUUUCACGAAUUCCAGCCAAUCAAAAACCUCAGAAUCGUUCUUCAAUGGCGGACUCCGACAACGAAUCUGGCGGAGGAGGGACGGGAAACUUGUCCGCGAAUGAGAUGUCGCCGCGCGAGCAGGACCGGUUCUUGCCGAUCGCGAACGUGAGCCGGAUCAUGAAGAAGGCUCUGCCGGCGAACGCGAAGAUCUCCAAGGACGCCAAGGAGACGGUUCAGGAGUGCGUGUCGGAGUUCAUCAGCUUUGUCACUGGCGAGGCUUCCGACAAGUGCCAGAGGGAGAAGCGCAAGACGAUCAACGGCGACGAUCUGCUUUGGGCCAUGACCACCUUAGGCUUCGAGGAGUACGUGGAACCCCUGAAGGUGUACCUCCAGAGGUUUCGGGAGUCCGAGGGGGAGAAGACCAUGGUGGCGCGCGACAAGGACGGCUCCGGAGGCACGUCGUCCUUGUCGACGACGGGUUUGGGAAACGGUGGUGGUGGUGGUGGGGUAUAUGGGAAUAAUAUGGUGCUUCAGGGAGGACACGUGUACGGCUCUGGUGGGUUUCAUCAGAUGGCUGUGAGUGGUCCUAGUGGUGUGGGGUUUGGUGGGUUGGGGAAAAGUGGGACCGGGUAUGCAGGGCCCGGGUCCAACACGGGUAGGCCUAGAUAGUUGUCAAUUAUUGAGGAAAUUAAUAAAUUAAUGUGGGACCUAUGGAGAGCAUUGUAAUUCAAGUAAUGAUAUUAUUCGUAUUUAUUUAUUACGCUCAUUGUAUACCGGCUAAUGUGUCGUGUUUUAAGUGACUAAUAUGAGAAGUCACUUAAAAUACGUUAUGUCAGUCAGUGUAAUAAAUAAGUACGAAUAAUAUCAUUACUCUAU